Meyerozyma guilliermondii ATCC 6260 is the source of this 984-nucleotide messenger RNA. RefSeq names its product mitochondrial 37S ribosomal protein uS5m. The coding region runs from base 1 to 984 and encodes 327 amino acids. NCBI's taxonomy places the organism in Eukaryota, Fungi, Ascomycota, Pichiomycetes, Serinales, Debaryomycetaceae. Gene Ontology annotation, cellular component: ribosome. Gene Ontology annotation, biological process: translation. The transcript has a single exon. Gene Ontology annotation, molecular function: structural constituent of ribosome; RNA binding. The record is from RefSeq and is a predicted model, not a curated record.
AUGAUAAAGACCGGUUUCAGCGGGUGGUGUCGAUCCACUCGAGCCGCAUUUGGUGUGCGUACGUUCUCGUCGGCGACCCGCACGAUGAAAGAAGCAGACAAAACCGCCAAACAUAUGGAAUUUUUAUCCAAAUUUUAUACUCCAGAAUUACUCGAAAGUGUACAAAUAACUGAGUCUUUGGUAAAACCCUCGACGAUGCUAGAGCUCAAGGAAAAAAGGUUGCGGUCCCGAGUUGCCCCUAAGAACAAGUCUUUUGACUAUUCGACCAGCGAUCCUCAAUGGGAUGAGCCUAUACUUUACCCCAAUCAAGCCAAUGAACGAUCACCAUAUGCACCUAUUCCUCAGAUCCAGGCAGCCGAUAGAACCGACUUGGUGUUGAGGUUCAAGCCUGAUGUCAGUGCUGCCAAGAAAAGAUCCCCAUUGAAGGGAAAAAGAGAAAUUGCUGAAGGGCUUUCCAAAUUGACUGGCUUGGAUCAACGUUAUAUUUCCAAUUUGUACGUGAGACCCAUCGUUAUGAAGCGAGUUUCGUGCCAGACAUCCAAGGGUAAGAUCCCCAACUUUUACGCUUUGACGGUUGUGGGAGACAAAAAUGGAAUGAUUGGUUUGGGUGAAGGUAAGUCCAGAGACGGAAUGAGAACGGCGUUGGUUAAGGCGCACUGGAAUGCCGUUAAGAACUUGACGCCGAUUCCAUUGUAUGAGAACAGAACUGUUCUUGGCGAAAUCGAAUACAAAUUUCAUGCCGUAAAACUUUUCAUCAAAUCGGCACCCAGUGGUUUUGGCUUGAGAGUCAACUCGAAUAUUUUUGAGGUUUGUCAGGCUGCCGGUAUCAAGGAUUUACGAGGCAAAAUCUACAAGUCCAGAAAUUCCAUGAACGUGGUCAAGGGUUUCGUGGAGGCACUCACCAAACAAAGAACCAUUGAAGAUCUUGCAGCCGGUCGUGGUAAGAAAUUGGUAGACUUGCGUAAGGUAUACUACUCGGCAUAA